AACGAUCGCCUACUACAACCAUUCGAGGUCAGUUUGAACAUUGAGAUCAAUACAAUCGAAGCUAUAGCUAUGGGUCGAAAAGGAAAAAAGAGGUCAGAAGCAUUGCGGUCUGAUCGAUCGCAAACACCGAAGAUCGUGGAGAAUAUCAAUGACUCUGAUGACGAAGAAAUUCCUGAAGACGAGGCCUUCAAUUCGGAAGAUGAGCGCCUAUAUGGCCAUUUCUUUGCUGACGAUGGUGAGGAAGACGACGGUGAAAAAAGCAUUUCGUCGACGUCGACGUCGUCUUCGGAGGCGGAGGUUACGAGUGAGGAAGAUGAUGACGACGACGACGAAGAUGGUGGCCAAUACAUGCUUGAUCUAUUGAACAAACUCGACGACUCUGGAACUGGCGACGACAAAAAUAAUGACAAAAUUUCUGUGGCACAAAUGGUCAAGAUUCCAGAAUCUGAUUAUUCCAAUUCAAUCUCCAAGAAAGGCCUAACGUUGGACAACCUGAUGGAGGGCAUUCAAGACACACAAGGCUUCCGAAACUUGCAAAAAUCUUUUUCCUCGAAGCCUUCCACCACACCAGCGCCUUUGGACAAGAAAACCUCGAGCCGUGCAGAGCGAAAGAUUGCAUACGAGGCUCGCUCGAGGGAUAUUUCUAGAUGGGUCGAUGUCAUACAGCAAAAUCGUCAGGCUGAAUCUUUAGAUUUCAAACCUAAGGAACGCACGGGAUUGACGCGAGACAUGUUAGUAGAUAAGUUUAAAGCAAAGACCGACUUUGAAAGGGAAAUUGAAGAAGCAUUAGAAGAAGCAGGACAACAGGAUGAAGAAGCUGUUCUAAAGAAGGAAGAAGAAGCGUUGCAAGAUGAUUUGGGUGCCAAUCGUUUGACUAUGGAGGAAUACAAAAAGAGGCGCGGUCAACUAGCCCAAAUUAGAGCGCUCAUGUUUUACCACGAACGAAAAAGACAUCAGAUGAAAAAAAUCAAGUCUAAAAAGUAUCGCAAGAUUAGAAAGAAACAACGUGACCGUUUGAAGGAGUCUGCCAUUGAAUCAGCUUUGGAGCAUGACCAAGAUCUCGCUCAAGAAUUAAAAGAGAAGGAAGAAGUUGCACGGAUUCAAGAACGGAUGACGCUUGCUCACAAGAAUACUAGUAAAUGGGCAAAGCGUAUCUUGAAGCGGGGUAAGAACGUUGAUAUUGAUACGCGUCGAGCACUUUCAGCACAGCUGAAAAGAGGAGACGAUCUGCGACGCAAGAUGAUGGGCAGUGAUGAAGAAGAUAAUCAUGAUGAUUCGGAAGACGAAAAUCUAAUAGAAUCGGCACGGAAAGUCUUGCAAGAAACGGAAGACGAUUUAGAUCCGACAAACGGAAAAACUGGUCUGUUCAAGUUAUCAUUCAUGCAAAAGGGAGUCCAAAGGCAAAGAGAUCAGGCUCGUGAAGAAGCGCGAAAACUUCUAGGGGAACUCGAAGGCAAUGAAACUGAUGAUUACGAUGAUAUCGUUGAAAACGAAGAAAAGGAAGAUGACCUUGAUGGAAAGGUAGAAAAGACGUUGUCAUCAAAAGAAAUGAGUUCUGUGCUAGAGAAAGGAGAGCUCGUGGCAACACCUUUAGAAUUCGGUAAUUCAAAUGCGAUUGCCACAAGUAAUGGUAUUGAAAUCGAUCUUGACAAAAUGAACAACAGUAGCGAUGCAGAAGUUAGUAAUCAUAAGAGGGUUCCUUCUGUAGCUGCCAACGACGGAAACAGUAAAUACGUUACUUUGAAAGAAUUCGAUAAAGUCUCACCAAAGGCUUUAGAUCACAGGAGCAGUUCGUCAAAGGAAGUGCUGCAGAAAAAAUCAAUGAGUAAGGAAAACAAGAAGGCGUCUAUUGCAGGAAUGAAACAGACUAUGGUUGAGAAUAGUGAUGAUAUCAAUCCAUGGAUGAAUUCGAAAUCGGAGACUAGAAGCAGCAACAAGUCGGCAAAGAAAACCAA
Pseudo-nitzschia multistriata is the source of this 1955-nucleotide messenger RNA. NCBI's taxonomy places the organism in Eukaryota, Bacillariophyta, Bacillariophyceae, Bacillariales, Bacillariaceae. The record is from the annotation of a GenBank genome assembly.